Messenger RNA from Arachis stenosperma, 1284 nucleotides. RefSeq names its product probable 3-hydroxyisobutyryl-CoA hydrolase 3. Lineage: Eukaryota; Viridiplantae; Streptophyta; Magnoliopsida; Fabales; Fabaceae. Gene Ontology annotation, molecular function: 3-hydroxyisobutyryl-CoA hydrolase activity. The record is from RefSeq and is a predicted model, not a curated record. Gene Ontology annotation, biological process: L-valine catabolic process. The coding region runs from base 21 to 1061 and encodes 346 amino acids. The transcript has 13 exons.
UAAAUAGUCUUAACCAUGAAAUGGUUUCUCAACUUUUAAGGAGUUUGAGAUUAUAUGAGAACGACUCUUCGGUCAAGCUUGUUAUAUUGAAGGGUAAUGCGAAAGCUUUUUGUUCCGGCGGUGAUGUAUUAGCAACAGUAACAUGUUCAUUAACAGGACAUUGGACCUAUCCUCUAAUAUUCUAUAGGAAAGCACUCACUCUAAAUCACUUGGUAGCGACCUACAAAAAGCUCGUGGUGUGUCUGAUUGAUGGAGUGGCCAUGGGAGGAGGAGCAACUCUGUCCAUGAACGCAACUUUUAGGAUUAUCACUGAAAAUGCUAUAUUUGCUAUGCCAGAGGUACAUAUAGGACAUUUUCCGGAUGCCGGUGCAAGUUACUUCCUUUCUAGGCUUCCUGGUUAUUUCGGGGAAUACUUGGGGUUAACUGGCACACGUUUGAAGGGAGCAGAAAUGCUAGCAUGUGGUUUAGCCACUCAUUUCAUCCCUUCAAUGAGGCUACAAUCUUUGGAAAAUGCCCUGCAAGCUGUUACUUCUUCAAAUGUAUCAACUAUUGCCACGUUAAUAGAAACUUUUGCUAACAAAGCAUAUGCAAGAAAAAACAGCUCUUUUAUGAGAUUGGAGAUUAUAAACAAAUGUUUUUCCAAAGAAACUGUGGAAGAUAUAAUCCAUACUUUGGAAAAUGAAUUAUUAGAAAAUGGAACAGAAAAGUGGAUAACAGAUGCAUUAAACUCAAUGCGUUCAGCAAGUCCCAUAAGUCUCAAAAUAACUCUUAAAUUAAUAAGAAAAAGUCGAAUACAAAAUAUCGAAGAAUGUCUUUAUCGGGAUUAUAAUAUUGCCAGCCAUGUCAUUAGAGGAACCGUUAGUUAUGAUCUCUUUGAGGGUUCAAGAGCAAAGCUCUUUGACAAGGACAAGAAGCCCAAGUGGGAGCCUUCAAAGCUUGAGUUAGUUAGUGAAGAAAUGGUGGAUCAGUGCUUCAAAAGUGUCAACCAUGAUGAAUGGGAGCGUCUGCAACUUCCAGAUAGAUCCAAUAAUUCCCAAUCCAUAACAAGCUGCAAAUUAUAGAUUGAAAACUAUACUUUUUUGCUAAGCUUGAGUUAGUUAGUAUAUUAUAGGUAACAGCAUUAGGAACCAAGCCCUUGUGACGAAGUUUAGUGAAAAGUCUAUGUGCUCGACCCAUAUUUCCUAAUUUGCAUGAACCAUUUAUUAGUGCAUUGUAUGUAGUAAUAUUUGGAACAAUCCCUCUUCCCAGCAUCUCAUCCCUUAAGUUGACAGCAUCAUCCACAUU